GAUGGGUCGGCUACGGGGAGGCCCGGGGGUCGAUCGCGGCGUUUCUGUACGUCUUUACGAAGGGGACGUCGGAGCUCCCGACCAAGCUGCGAAAGGUCGGGGGCCCGAGCCUCGCGCAGCAGGACCUGCCAGGUACGAACGAGCGAGAGCGAGCAAGUGCACGAGAGAGCGGGCUGCGCCCGUGGGGGGGAAGCCCGCGCCAAGAAUCGUCGCGUCUGUUGUUGCCCGCUCACCGUCCCUUGUUUUCUGUUUGUGCGGCUGUGCUUUUGUUACUGGCAUUGCUGUGCCGCCCGUUCCCCGAACACUUUGUUUCACGCAGAGACCGGCCCCUCGUUCGGGGCCGACAGCCUCGUGAUCCCCCUGGAAAAGUCCAGCCCGAGGGUGGCGAGGAGCAAGCUCGGGAGCUACUACGAACGAUUCCCCGGGGGCGGAAACACGCUGUUUGGAAAACGCGGGUCGAGCGUCCGAUUGAAGGAUUUGAAGGUAUACCACGGCGUUUACGCGGAAGGAGAAUACAUUCCCUUUACGGAUGCCGAACCGUUUGCAUUAUAUUAAGAAAAAAACUAGCUUUGCCCG
This is a messenger RNA of Pseudo-nitzschia multistriata, 576 nucleotides long. Lineage: Eukaryota; Bacillariophyta; Bacillariophyceae; Bacillariales; Bacillariaceae. The record is from the annotation of a GenBank genome assembly.